Molecule: messenger RNA, 2463 nt
Organism: Linum tenue
Lineage: Eukaryota; Viridiplantae; Streptophyta; Magnoliopsida; Malpighiales; Linaceae
Source: the annotation of a GenBank genome assembly
CCUUCAUCCAAAUACACAGCCAAAAGAAAGGAGAGAAAAAAAAAAGGGAAAAGGAAAACCUAAACUCUGUCCUCCGAUCUCCCCUCGCCUCCGUAGAUCUCACUUCACCGGCGACCUCCCCACCUCCUCCGCCACCAUUUUCCGACUUCCAGUCACUGAGUCCUCAAACAGAAGCCAGCUCUCUACUCAAAUUUCAACUCAGUAGUCAAUUCCCCUGAGACACUCAAGCUUCCAGCUCCUCUCUACUCCCAAGUUCAAUUCCGUCGAAUCAAUGAAUGCAUCUCCGGACUGAGUCAGAUCGAUCGGAAAUGGCUUCGAUCCGCCGCACGCUCUCCCCGGCGCACCACGACCGUUCUCCCUUCCAGAACGGCAACGCCGCCUUCAACUCUACCUCCUCCCCGCUCUCCGUCUCCAGCAAUGCUAAUAAAUACUCUUCCUCCUUCUCCGCCGCGCCCUCCGCUUACCUCGGUCGACUCCUCGCCGCCGCCUUCCCCCACAGACGCAAAGGAGGCUUCGGUAGAUCCUUGUACAGGUGCUUGCUCUUCUUCGUUUUAGGUUGCGUGUUAGGUGUCUUCCCGUUUGGCCAGGUCGAUAACGAUAUCCAAGGCCAGGAUUUCUCGUUCGAGAUCAAGCCGACUCAUGUCAACGUCAGAUUGGACGAAGAUAUUGAUAAGAGGAGCAUCAUACUCGACGACGACUCCCCCAUUAAGACGGUCAAUUUGGGCCUUGAUGCUCAGGUUUCCGGAGAUGAUCCCUCCCGCUUCGAUUUUCUGCCGAGGAAGCAACUCAUCGUUGUCACUCCGACGUAUAACCGUGCCUCUCAGGGUUAUUUUUUGAGUAGGUUAGGCCAAGUCCUGCGAUUGGUGCGGCCUCCACUGUUGUGGAUUGUGGUCGAGAGCGAUGCUGCUUCCAUGGAGACUGCGGAGAUAUUGAGGAAAACUAGCGUCAUGUAUAGGCAUUUAGUGUGCACCAAGAACUUGACGAAUGUGAAGGAUAGAGGUGUUCACCAGAGGAAUGUAGCUCUUGAGCAUAUUGAGAGGCAUAAGCUAGAUGGGAUUGUUUACUUCGCCGAUGAUGAUAAUGUGUAUACCCUUGAAUUGUUCGAGAGGCUAAGAGAAAUCAGCCGAUUUGGCACUUGGCCUGUGGCAAUGCUUGCGCAAAGUAAGAACAAAGCAAUCCUUGAAGGCCCAGUGUGCAACGGAACUCAGGUGAUCGGUUGGCAUACAAAUGAGAAAAGCAAACGACUCCGAAGAUUUCAUGUCGAUAUGUCGGGAUUUGCUUUCAACACAACCAUCUUGUGGGAUCCGAAGAGGUGGCAGCGUCCUUUUAAAAACCCGAUCAGGCAAUUAGAUUCAGUGAAGGAAGGGUUCCAGGAGACCACAUUCAUAGAGCAAGUGGUGGAGGACGAAAGCCAAAUGGAAUCGGUGCCUUCUGGUUGUUCAAAGAUACUUAACUGGCACCUCCAUUUAGAUUUCGGUGGUACCAAAUACCCGGAAGGCUGGCUUCUCCAAAAGAACCUCGAUGUCAUUCUCCCAAUCUAAGGGGACAGAGUUCUGGACAUGCAGUUUUGAUGCCCAAAUAGGUAGAUAUCCCUUGUUCAAGCGAGGAGGGAGUUGCUCUUCUGUCGACCUCUUUUCAGUACUUGUCAGUGUUGAAUAUAUAGCAGGGCUGGUCAGGGCAUCCAUCGUAAAGGGAGGGGAUCCUCAGCUUCUUGUGUCGAAAAAAGAACAAAUACCAGAGCAUAGAGACUGGAGAGAGUUUUAUUUUUUGGGUUAGCAGAAAUUUUGCAUUUGUUGGCGUUUGGGACUAUUUUUUUCUCCAUUGGUUUGAAGCUUUGGGGCACCUCUGCCCUCCAGGCGUUGUCAGAGUAAGAAUUGUACUUCAGGUCAGGAUUCGUGUACGCUGACAUGUGGCCUUUCUGGAGGCCUCUCCUUCUUCCUCCUCCUCGGGAAGAAAGGUUUGGAAUUAGCUCUUGUCCUGGUCGUGGAACCUCAAUACUUCAUCCCAUCUCCUCGUACCAGUUGCAAACUUAUUUGUCUGCGAACUUGUCGUCUAUAUUGUUGGCCAAUUUUUCGGCCUUUUUCUAUCUUGCAUUGCUCUCUCAGCCGUAUAAUUAAUUAUCAUGUCAUGUCGUCACUGGAGCUGCCUGGUGAACCGGAGACAAGUAAUACAACAAUGCAACAGAACAAAUUAAUCCAAUUUAUUUCCUACAGUUUGCAGUUCUGGUCUCGAUUUGGCAGGAAGAUUAACUUGGAUGAAUCAGCGGCAGAAUCAGCUUCCUCAAGCCCAAUUUCUCUAUUUGAGCCACCGAUUCUCGAUGUCCAUCGGGAACACCGAUUCUCGAUGACAACCCAGAAAUCAGUUCCUAUGACCGGCUAGUUCCCUUAGUUUCAUAGGUUGGCAAACCUAGAGGUUGUUUGAUGGUGUAACAAUUGAUGUUUGGUUUAUAUAUGCUGAUUUGAC